CCUCUACUCCACAGCCCGUCGUCACCACGCCACCCUAUUAUCAUUAUAGUCCGUCUCGUUUUCAAUCUCGUUCGGCCACGAAACGUACCGACACCGCCUCGCGCACACCGUACACUUAUAUUAUCACAUAAAUUAUAUUUAUCUAUUUAAUUGUACAGAAAUAAUAAUAAUUGUUUUUAAAUAUUUCGCCGAUAUCUUCUAUUUGCGUGUUUUUUUUAUUCUGUGCGCAUCAACGCCGACGAUAGUGCGUUUAAGCAAUCGUGGCUACUGUACAUUUUUGAAGCGUAUUUCCACCAGUCCGCACGCAUCCAUUAUAGGUUAAUUAAGUCAGUUGGUCAAGUUCAUUAACAAAUGUCUGGAGAUAAAGAGGACUCGGUUCAGAGAGCCAAGCUGGCCGAACAGGCGGAACGCUACGACGAUAUGGCCAGCUCAAUGAAAUCUGUUACUGAAACUGGUGUUGAACUCUCCAAUGAAGAGCGAAACUUAUUAUCAGUAGCUUAUAAAAAUGUUGUUGGUGCUCGUAGAUCAUCAUGGCGAGUAAUAUCUUCAAUUGAACAGAAGACCGAGGGUUCUGAGAAAAAACAACAAAUGGCUAGAGAAUAUCGGGAGAAGGUUGAAAAAGAACUUCGAGACAUCUGCUAUGAUGUACUGAAUCUGUUGGACAAAUACCUUAUCCCUAAAGCAAGUAAUGCUGAGAGCAAAGUCUUUUACCUUAAAAUGAAGGGUGAUUAUUACAGGUAUCUCGCAGAAGUAGCAACUGGAGAAACUAGAAAUGCUGUGGUUGAGGACUCUCAAUUGGCAUACCAGGAUGCAUUUGAGAUCAGUAAAGCAAAAAUGCAACCAACACAUCCAAUCCGGUUGGGUUUGGCGUUAAAUUUCUCAGUAUUUUUCUAUGAGAUUUUAAAUUCACCAGACAAAGCUUGCCAAUUGGCAAAACAGGCAUUCGAUGAUGCAAUAGCCGAGCUGGAUACAUUAAAUGAAGACAGCUACAAGGAUUCAACGCUCAUCAUGCAAUUAUUGCGUGAUAAUUUGACGUUAUGGACGUCCGACACACAAGACAACGAUGAGCCCCAGGAAGCAACUGGAGACAACUAACUCUUUUUACUAAAAACAUUAAAAACAAAAUAAAAAAAAAACUAUAAUAAUUUUUAAUAAAGCAAAACAAAUAUUUACACACUUCUGCGAGAAUCUGCGCCCCUUCAUCUUCCACCAUCCCCACUACUGCGCUCUCACAACACGCUCUUUGUUUAUCCUUUCUUUUCUUUUUUUUUUUUUAUACCAGUUCUUUAAAAAAAACAAGAAAACUUUGAAUAUGAAUAAAUAAACACAUUUUUUUCUUUAUUAGUCUAUUAAUUAUUAUUGAAUGUUUAUAACUAUUAUUAUAUAGAAUUAUUACAAUAAAAAGAAAAUUAUAUAUAUAUCAUAUAUAUAAACACAUUUGAAAAUAUUUCAUUUCAAAGUUCACACUUUUUUCAAACAUUGAAUACUGGUAUAAACUGUAUUAAGAACAAUUUUUUUGUUUGGCAAUUAAUGUCUUUUGGAUAUUUUAUUUGUAAAAUUUUUUUGCCAGAAUUCAAUGCGAGACACCAUCCACUAUACAAUAGUUUCGAAACCAGUUUCUCUUGAACAAUUGACUAAAAUCAUAUUUAUUAAAUAAUAUUGUAUACAAUCAAGUUAAUGUUAAAUUAUUAUGUAAUUUAUUUGAUGAAAUGUUAUUAAAAUAUCAUUUAAUAUAGUUAGUUUCUACUUUGA
Messenger RNA from Daktulosphaira vitifoliae (grape phylloxera), 1752 nucleotides. RefSeq names its product 14-3-3 protein zeta (gene 14-3-3zeta). The coding region runs from base 352 to 1095 and encodes 247 amino acids. Gene Ontology annotation, cellular component: cytoplasm. The record is from RefSeq and is a predicted model, not a curated record. NCBI's taxonomy places the organism in Eukaryota, Metazoa, Arthropoda, Insecta, Hemiptera, Phylloxeridae. The transcript is spliced from 5 exons. Gene Ontology annotation, biological process: signal transduction.